AUGGAAGCUCUGGAAAAAGCCGUGAAGGACAUGGACAACAUCAAGGCCACAUAUGCAGAGCUGAGCGCGCUGCACUCUGAGAAACUGCAGGUGGACCCUGACAAUUUCAUGCUCCUGGGCGACUGCCUGACCAUUGUGGUUGCUUCCCAGCUGCGUAAAGCCUUCACUCCUGAGGUACACGCGGCUUUUCAGAAGUUCCUGGCAGUGGUGGUGUCCUCCCUCAGAAAGCAGUACUACUAGAAAGCUGCAGAGGACCGUCACAUACUCUGCUGUUAAAUUGUACCUCAAAAUGAUGUUAAUAAAUAAGAUAUAUG
This is a messenger RNA of Neolamprologus brichardi, 314 nucleotides long. The record is from RefSeq and is a predicted model, not a curated record. Lineage: Eukaryota; Metazoa; Chordata; Actinopteri; Cichliformes; Cichlidae.